UGCGUCAAGCCAUCACAGACGCCAUUUUGCCAGCAGUCGUUGGGAAGUCGUGAGCAAGUGAAGACUUAAAUUAGAUUUGAAAAAGAAACCAGGAGGAAAAACCAGCCGUUCUUCAAAACCCAUUAUCUUCCGUGAGGAAAAGGAAUCUUAUCGUAUGUCCGCUAUCCAGAACCUCCAAACCUUCGACCCCUUUGCUGAUGCAACUAAGGGUGAUGAUCUGCUCCCGGCUGGGACUGAGGACUAUAUCCACAUAAGAAUUCAGCAGAGAAACGGCAGGAAGACACUGACCACUGUCCAGGGAAUCGCAGAAGAGUAUGAUAAAAAGAAACUAGUCAAAGCUUUCAAGAAGAAAUUUGCCUGCAAUGGGACUGUGAUUGAACGUCCGGAGUAUGGAGAAGUGAUUCAGCUCCAAGGUGACCAGCGCAAGAAUAUCUGCCAGUUCCUUACUGAGAUCGGCUUGGCUAAGGAGGAGCAGUUGAAGGUUCAUGGAUUCUAAGUGAUGCUCAGAUAGCAACAAAGCUAGACGUUUGUUACAGCCCUUGCAGUUUCCAUUAGACUGCUUCUGAUUAAGACUAACAUAUUUUCCAGGCAUUGGAAUAGGGGACGAUCCAAUGCAAUUAAGGACACUGGCAGAUAGCAUUGUACACAGAUUAUAUAAGCUUAAGUGGCUGCAAGAGGAACCACUCUGGGAAUGAAACGCUGGCUUUGGUUAUGUAAAUUUUUGUGAAUUUUAAAUGUGCUUCUUUAAAAAAGCACUAUUCCAUGUUUAAGUGUUUGUACAGUGUUUCAAAAUAAAACCAGCAGAUGUCA
Polyodon spathula (Mississippi paddlefish) is the source of this 810-nucleotide messenger RNA. RefSeq names its product eukaryotic translation initiation factor 1b-like. Lineage: Eukaryota; Metazoa; Chordata; Actinopteri; Acipenseriformes; Polyodontidae. Gene Ontology annotation, molecular function: RNA binding; translation initiation factor activity; ribosomal small subunit binding. The record is from RefSeq and is a predicted model, not a curated record. The transcript has 4 exons. Gene Ontology annotation, biological process: translational initiation. The coding region runs from base 155 to 496 and encodes 113 amino acids. Gene Ontology annotation, cellular component: eukaryotic 43S preinitiation complex.